This is a messenger RNA of Branchiostoma belcheri (Belcher's lancelet), 2009 nucleotides long. Its product is annotated as forkhead box protein D5-B-like. The record is from RefSeq and is a predicted model, not a curated record. NCBI's taxonomy places the organism in Eukaryota, Metazoa, Chordata, Leptocardii, Amphioxiformes, Branchiostomatidae. Bases 695 to 1954 code for a protein of 419 amino acids. Gene Ontology annotation, biological process: anatomical structure morphogenesis; regulation of transcription by RNA polymerase II; cell differentiation. The transcript has a single exon. Gene Ontology annotation, molecular function: DNA-binding transcription factor activity, RNA polymerase II-specific; RNA polymerase II cis-regulatory region sequence-specific DNA binding.
UUAGCGUAAGCCCAGCUCAAACAAGCGGUCUUGUUCUGGCAGCCAGCGAGGCACCAGACUUCAUCCGUGCGCCUGCACGUUUACAACAGAUAAUAUGAACUUAGAGAGAACUACAUUACACGGCCAUGAGUAAACAGAUCGCAAACAAUGAUUGGUGAUAUUAUCCUGUGUUGCUUUGUUUGUGCGGGAAGCGAAAAAAUAAGGAGGCGUUGGUUUGUGGGGAUGGUCUGUUGUUCAAGACGCCUUGACGACUAUCUCUCGACGGGUCCGAAAUUCCGGACAAACUGUAUGCCCAGCGGGUUUAUAACGGGUUAGAGACCAAAUGAUUUUUGCAUUUGCAAUAGAUACGGCUCGACCAAUCACGGCCCGGCGCAAGUUUUGACGGACGUGUGGGAUAUUGAAUGGACAUAAUUGAGUUCGUAGUAAAGGGCCCUGCCAGUCGAGGAAAGAGUCAUAAACAGUUUCCCGGGUGUUUGAGUGUUUUGCUUUGCGAACCGUCACAACCGCUGAGCUGUGCUCAUCCAAACAGCCGAUAGCCGCGACGACAGCUUCUUGUUUUUGCCAGACAAAUCCUUCAUAUCGGGAACACAAACUGUCCAGAUUUUGAUCUCCCCGUGUCGCAACUUACGAGUCACCGCCGCCGCCACACUCAUAUACAUAACGCCCGACCCGCCGGCAAGCCGACCGCACAACCAUGCAAACUUCCUGCUACAGCGGACAGUACAGUCCGGCGCUCUUCGGGGACUCCUGCAGCUACCACCACGACCAGCAGACGCAGUCCUUCGGACACAGCUACAACCUCGGCCCGACCUACACCAGCGGCUCCCUCGGCGCAACCAUGCAGAACUACGACAUGAAGCCGGAGCCCUCCAGCUACGCCUACGGCGACACGGGCAUCACCACGCCGAGCGUGAGCCCGUAUGCGCCCGUGGUAUCGACGGCGUUCCAGCGCAUCAGCCAACCACCUGUUGCCGUGAACCAGUACCUCAGCCCCCCGCCCAAGACCUACGCCGACUGUAACCACCAGGACGAGAACGACAACGCGACGUUUCACGAGAAAUCGGCCGCGGAGCCGCCGGUGGUCGUCCCGAAACAGGAGGAGACCGUGAGUCCGGAUCGGCAACCGACGGACGACAAGCCGCCGACGGACGGAGCCGAGCCGGGAAAGCCCGGCACGGACACCCCGGCAAGCGGCGACGGCGACAACAGCGACAACAACGGGAUGGAAGAGAUCCUCACGUCCCUGGAGAAGAAGGAAGACACCCCGAAGGAGCCUCCUUCGGCAGACGUCAAACCUCCGCUGUCUUACAUCGCCCUCAUCGCGAAGGCCAUCCUGGGCUCUCCCGCCAAACGGCUGAGCCUCGGCUCUAUCUACCAGUACAUCACCGACAACUACCCGUACUACCAGAACCGCGGGCAGGGCUGGCGCAACUCCGUCCGACACAACCUCUCCCUCAACGACUGCUUCAUCAAGGCCGGCCGCUGCGAGGACGGCAAGGGGAACUACUGGGCCAUCCACCCGGCCAACAUCGAGGACUUCGCCCGGGGAGACUUCCGCCAGCGCCGGCGGUCGAGACGCCGCCGGGGAGCCAAGAAGGACAUGGAGAGCCUGAACAACGGGUACGGGAUGACUAACAGCUACCUGAACCCCAGCACCGGCCCGAUCACGCCUGGCUACUCCUUCCCUCCCUCCCUCAGCUCCAUCUACUCGCCCUACACCGACGCGGAGCGCAAGGCGUACCGACUAGACGAGGUCCUCUACCGCCAACACAUCAACAACCCGUUCUUCAAGUGGUACAACAGCAGCUGCCGCAUCCCCCAGGCGACGCCGUCCCCAAACCCCUCCUCUCCCGUCGGCAUGUACCCGAACUCGAACCCCCAGUGGCAGUACUCCGACACACAGAACUCUCAAUCCAUGUUCCCCAUCUCACCAAACUUUCAGCGGUUCAAGUAAGUUUCACACUGUAAAAAAAUAAUUGACGUAAAAAUGUCCUAUCAGAAAAAAAAUC